GUAUUCUUGUGACGCUGUUGGUCGGCUGCCUACUAAUAGUGGAAGCCAUGUCCAUACCACACAAUGUGAAAAGGGAAGCACAGCAGUCCCUCGAAUAUGACUUGUCUGAUGUUCAACGAAGACAUGGAUGAACAUGGCUGUCUACAGUCUGCCACCGAAAGAAGUGUCAAAGAUAUAUGGAUUUUCUUUCGGCUCGUGUGGAAAUAAAAGAGAACAGCAGUAGAUGGAGUAA
This is a messenger RNA of Penaeus monodon (black tiger shrimp), 232 nucleotides long. RefSeq lists its product as uncharacterized. The record is from RefSeq and is a predicted model, not a curated record. Lineage: Eukaryota; Metazoa; Arthropoda; Malacostraca; Decapoda; Penaeidae.